This is a messenger RNA of Prorocentrum cordatum, 294 nucleotides long. The record is from the annotation of a GenBank genome assembly. NCBI's taxonomy places the organism in Eukaryota, Dinophyceae, Prorocentrales, Prorocentraceae.
AUGGCCGCCACGGCGGACUGGCCAGAGGUGCAGCGCCUCCACGGCAUCCUGAACACGAACGCCAUCAAGCUCGGCGACGGCUGCCUCGCGCUGUACCGCACCGCGUGCCUGGCCUCGCAUUCGUGCGCUCCGAGCUGCGAGGUGGUCGAGGCGGCCCCGAUGCAUGAGCUGUGCGGGUGGGCGGGCCAUCCCCGGGCGGUGAUGCUGAGGGCCCGGCGGCCGCUGCAGGCCGGAGACCAGGUGGGCGACGUAGGAAGAAGCGGCGUCGACUGCGCGCGUGAGCUGCCCAGGUAG